Colletotrichum scovillei is the source of this 984-nucleotide messenger RNA. RefSeq names its product duf218 domain protein. The record is from RefSeq and is a predicted model, not a curated record. Gene Ontology annotation, cellular component: plasma membrane. Bases 16 to 984 code for a protein of 322 amino acids. The transcript is spliced from 2 exons. NCBI's taxonomy places the organism in Eukaryota, Fungi, Ascomycota, Sordariomycetes, Glomerellales, Glomerellaceae.
UGUCAACUCGUUCCAAUGGCCAACGCUGCUUGCGCAAUCAAUACCCUGUCUUCAUUCCUAUCACAUGAGGAGAUCGAAGAUGUGGACGGUCUUAACCAGUUCUUCCGUUCUCUCCCGAACCCUGCUGCCCUGAGCAGCCUAGAACAGCACCAAGCGACCGAUGUCAUCGUCUUUUGUGCCUCUUCGGUUUUGUCACUUGCGGAUGUGGUUUUCUCGGCAGUGGCUACGAAUGGGCUAGAGUCGAAAGAACAAAUUUACACAGAGGGAAGGAACACAGUUCUGGUGUUGUGUGGUGGCAUCGGCCACUCGACGCCAUUUCUAUACGAAGCGAUCGAGAAUCAUCCGGUCUACAAUGUGCUUGCCGAUGAAGUGCAAGGAAAGGCCGAAUCGCGUGUCCUGCAGCUCAUAGCUGAGCGCUGGUACGGAGUUCAGAUCCAUGACGUUGGAUCUGUAGAAGCAACAAUCCAGCCAGAUGAUACGAACAAAUUCUUGGUUGUAGUUGAAGACCGUUCUACAAAUUGUGGAGGGAAUGCAGCCGAGUCAAAACGAGUCCUUGAGGCCUGUGGGGUCUACUCACCGAGGUCCAUUGUCAUAGUGCAAGACCCGACGAUGUCAAGGCGAACGGUAGCCACCUUUCAAAGGGCAUAUCAGCAACAAUCUAAUGUGUUGCCCCAAAUAAAGAGCUGGCCCACGUUCACCCCCCAAGUUAGAUUCAUCGACACAACAAUGGACAACGUUGAUAAGGAUGUCAUGGCUCAGCUUGUAUUUGAUGGCGAGGAGUGCACCCAUAAGACAAGAGGUGGCAUGUGGAGCAUAGGCCGAUUUGUUGAUUUACUCAUGGGGGAGAUUCCUCGCCUUAGGGAUGACGAAGCGGGCUAUGGGCCAAGGGGGAAAGAUUUCAUAGUUCAUGUGACUAUUCCAGAGAGCGUUGAUGUUGCCUGGGCGACGCUCUACAACCUUCUCGGGAAACAGCGCAGGAGCUGA